This is a messenger RNA of Folsomia candida, 1580 nucleotides long. Its product is annotated as zinc finger protein 774. Gene Ontology annotation, biological process: regulation of transcription by RNA polymerase II. Gene Ontology annotation, cellular component: nucleus. The record is from RefSeq and is a predicted model, not a curated record. Gene Ontology annotation, molecular function: DNA-binding transcription factor activity, RNA polymerase II-specific; RNA polymerase II transcription regulatory region sequence-specific DNA binding. Lineage: Eukaryota; Metazoa; Arthropoda; Collembola; Entomobryomorpha; Isotomidae. The transcript has 4 exons. Bases 176 to 1435 code for a protein of 419 amino acids.
AUUCAGUUCUAGUCACAGCUUUGCUUUGAACACACAGUUUUGGACAGAUUCCACAAAGCCAGGAGAAAACCCACCAGCUUUUCGUCCUCGUCUCGCAAAUUUUCCCCGCAUUCCGGAAAAUUUCUGCCCCUCGUUAAUUCCAAAUUUUAAUUCCGAGAAAUCCGAGAGCAGGGUCAUGAUGUCAAAGGCUGACCAUGAACUUCCUCUUCCUGGAAAUGGCAACCGGGUCAUGGCAGACGCCACCACGACCUCAGCUAUAAGAAGUGACCCAGAAGUUGCUUCUCAUCAAAGGAGGACGGAAUCCCUGGAAGAUUUGGAGGUGUGUUUGAGCAGUGGCGACGAGAGGGACGAGGACAUAGUCGAGGAAGACAAAAUGAUCAGGGUUGACUCGCUUAUGGAAAUUAGGCGCUGGGUAAAAGUGCAGAAAAAAUUCUUCGCACCAAACACAUCGGACACAUCGAUUUCCGAAGUGAGGUUUCAGACUUCUUGUCGCGUUGUCCGCUGCUUGGACAAACUUGUCGUCGCGGUGGAAAACGUUGUCGAUGUUCUGGACGAGAGGAGACGACGGGGAUUUCCGAAGUACGAGCAGAGAAGAGCCCGACGCCAUGAAUUACGGAAAGCAGAAGCAGCAACAUUGCUAAAAACACGUAAUGGCGUUCACGACAAGGAAAAGUCGAGAAAUUCAAAACAUGACGCCCCACAAAGUCCAACUCCGACAGUUCUUACGCCCCAAAGGUCACACCCAGACCAAUCUGCAACCCACUCAAAAUCCAGGUUGAAUCGGAGACCAGUCUUUAAAUCCAACGACCAGACCACUACACGAAGAUCCUCCUCCUCUGGUAGCGAGAUGAGUUGGAAACCCAACCGCCACCGCUGCCACACUUGUCGAAAAACUUUUGCCUCCAAACAUGACUUUACUCGUCACCGUUACACCCACCUCAAAGAAGAAGAGAAGACCGUGGCGAGGCAGGGCUGGAGUCACGUGUGCUACUUUUGUCAAAAAAGAUUCGAAAGUAAGGGCACAUGUAAUAUCCACCUGCUGACCCACACGAAGGAGAAGCCCUAUCGCUGCGACCAGUGUGAGAAUGAAUUCGCGGAGAAUAGUAGCUUAACAAAACAUAAGCGCAUUCAUAGCGGCAACCCGAGACCUGCGAGGUCCUUACCCUGCGAGGAAUGUGACCAAACUUUCACUUUGAAAACUAGUCUGAUCAGACAUAAGAAAAGUCUUCACCGGAAGUUAGGGGCCAUCGACUGUCCCAAGUGCCCCAGGAAAUUCGGCACAAAGGAUCACAUGGUGCACCAUCUGAACGGGGUUCAUCUCAAAAUUAGACACCCCUGUCCCCACUGCCAUCGAUCCUACACGUACAAAGGCAAUGUUCGAAAACACAUGAGGGAGUUUCAUCCAUCAAAAUCCCGUCCUCUACCUGUAAAAUGAUCAUCAGGGAAAGACUCAGUUUCCAAAUUGUGUCUGUUGAUUAACUGAUUAAUCAACUUAUGUAUAACAAGAUAAGCAAUUAUUCUCAUAUGAAUGUUAAAAAUUACUAGAUUCAAGGAUAAAUAAAUUUUUUUGACUCUUUUAA